GCCGGCGGCUGCUACAACUGAUCUGCAAUCAUCUGCUCGUGUCUCACACGGUCCGCAAGAUUAUUUGCUGGAAAUCGUGUACGAUCUCCGACGCAUCGAAAUGGAAUCUGCGCAUCGGGGGACCUUUCCGGUUCCGCUGCGCGCUGGCCAUAUAAAGGACCAGCCAAGCCUACAGCGACUGGGGCACGACGCUCUUUUCGGCACAAACUCACGAUUCUUCAUGUACCAGGUCAGUUACCUAAAUGGAACUAAGUGUUAUCGCUCUAGCAAUGUUAUGCUUUUAAGAGUGUCGUGCCCCAUUAGCAAGCGACAAAUGUUUGAAUGCUUUGAACAUGUCAGCCUGUGUUUCGUUGAUGCUAUGCUAUUCUCUCUCUACGACGGCUGUCUGGCGCUUUCCCAGAUCUUACUGCUCCUAUCGGGGGACGUAGAGCUAAAUCCAGGGCCCAUGAAUGCAGUGGAACGGGACCAAAUGGCAAACAUUGAAAGGAUUCUCUUAGAAAUGAAAACAGGCCAGGAAACUGUGCUCGCGAAGUUAACGGAAAUUACAACAAGACAAAGUGAAUUAGAAUCUAAAAUUACGGGCUUAAUAGAGAAGACAAGCAAUGUAGAAAGUCGUAUUGCUCGGGUGGAAAAAAUUGAAGACAAAUUGAUGGCUAAACUGGACGACUUGGAGAAUAGAAGCCGUAGACAGAAUUUGGUAUUUUUCGGGUUGCCUGACAGGGAGCAUAACGAGACGUGGGAGGCGUCUGAAAAACUAAUUAGUGGAAUAUGCAAAGAUGUGAUGAAACUUGAUAAUAUUUCGGUUGAACGGGCUCAUCGCGUAGGAGUUUUCAGAGAAGGCAAAAACCGGCCCAUAGUAGCAUGCUUUUCACGGUGGAAGGCUAGAGAAGUCGUCUUUAAAAAUGCUUACAGACUAAAAGGCACUUCGUACGGCAUCUCUGAAGAUUUCAGCCGAGCCGUACAAGAAAAAAGACGUCAGCUUUGGAAUUAUGCGAAAGAAAAAAGAGAAAACAAAGAAAAUCGUGUUCGCUUGAGUUAUGAUAAAUUGAUCAUCAAUGGGCAAACGUUUGUCUGGGAUAGCGAUAUGCGAACGCCAGUUCCACUACAGACGCAUGCGCGACUGAAUAGAGGCAAUUGACGCAUUCCGAA
This is a messenger RNA of Dermacentor silvarum, 1149 nucleotides long. RefSeq lists its product as uncharacterized. Lineage: Eukaryota; Metazoa; Arthropoda; Arachnida; Ixodida; Ixodidae. Gene Ontology annotation, biological process: retrotransposition. The coding region runs from base 101 to 1138 and encodes 345 amino acids. The transcript has a single exon. The record is from RefSeq and is a predicted model, not a curated record. Gene Ontology annotation, molecular function: single-stranded RNA binding. Gene Ontology annotation, cellular component: ribonucleoprotein complex.